This is a messenger RNA of Eleginops maclovinus (Patagonian blennie), 2001 nucleotides long. RefSeq lists its product as uncharacterized. The transcript has 8 exons. Lineage: Eukaryota; Metazoa; Chordata; Actinopteri; Perciformes; Eleginopidae. The record is from RefSeq and is a predicted model, not a curated record. The coding region runs from base 85 to 1902 and encodes 605 amino acids.
UCCUCGCGCCUAAUCACCCCCAGCCGUGGCUGAGCUUCUCGCACAGAUUGAAAGGGAAAGGUAGAAGGACAGCAGUCUGUUGCGAUGAAAACAAAGUGGCAUCUCUAUAUUAUGUGGAGUGUUUUAUCACUUGGCAUCCUCAGCUACGCACAGGACACUUAUGAAUCUCCAUUCACCAGAAAGGAAACGCAUUUUAAACAGCAUAAAUCAAAAUCUAUCAAACAUUUAACGACAGGCGAAAGAGAAUCCUCCCACAGGUUACCUGCCAUCACUUCCCCAAUGUCUCUACUCACUUCCAGAUCCAUGGGUCCAGAGGCAAAGCUCCAGUCGGACUUUGCUUACCUGCCAAAAGCUUCUGUCACCUGCUCCACGUCGGACUUUGUCUUGCGGGUCAAACCAGCGUUCUUCGGCCAGGGUGCAGAUGCAGAGGAGCUGAGAUUAGGCAACGGCUGCAAAAGCAACGGGGUUCUCAGACCCUACGGUGACCUGCUCUUCACGUACCCUCUGACGGCGUGUGGAGCCGUGCGGGAGUCGACCCCCGGUUAUCUGCUCUACAAAUUCACACUCCAUUAUGAGCCUUCGCCAAAACGUUUCCCAACUACAGCGCAGCGGAUCGAUGUGGGCAUUGAAUGCCGAUAUCAAAGGAUCCACCAUGUGCACAAGCUGACUGUGCAGCCCACCUGGGAAGCUGCUGUUAUGCGUAAAAAUCUGAAGGGAGAUUCCAACGACUUCCAGUUGGAGUUGAUGGAUGAUUCGUGGAGCACACCUGUCCACUCACAGGUAUACCAGCUUGGAAAGACGGUUAAUUUCCAGAUCUCUGCCCCUCACCUCUCAACUGGAUCAAAACUGUACAUCAAUACCUGCUAUUCUUCACCAUCCAGUGACUCUAAAUCAUCCCUCAAAUAUGCCAUCAUUGACAAUUUUGGCUGUAUGCUGGACAGUAAGAGCGACCCGGGGGCGUCUCGGUUCAUCUCUCGGACAGACAAGACCCUCAGAUUCUCCAUCAAGGCUUUCCAGUUCACUGCAGACCCUGACUCUGAGGUUAAUAUUCACUGCAAGUUAUUGGUCUCAUCUGAAGACCCAGGUCCUGCUCACAAAUCAUGCACCUACAAAACAAACAGUUGGAAGGCCCUCACUGGUAAAGACUCCAUAUGUGAUUGCUGUGAUUCACAGUGUGUGCCUUCCAAACUCCAGAGGGCCAUGAUGGAAGGUUUUGCCAGCAGUGGGUCUUUGCUGGUCUCUGAUCAACCGUACGCAGAGGACGAUGGCUUUCUACCAGUCGGCAUUAGCAGAGACAGCCAGGCCACGAUACACAACACCAAUAAGCUGCACACUCAAGAGACCCCGUUGGAAACUGAGGAUGUAGUGACUUACGAUGAUGAUGAUGAUGAUGAUGAUGAUGGUGGUUACAAUGAAGAGCCAAACCAGGCAGAUGGAGAAAUAGAAAAAGAGGAGGAGCGGUUUGAAGAGGAUGAAGAAGAAAGUGGGUUUAUCCUUGGAGUGAUGCCUGAAGCUGAACCUGAUUCGGAUGAGUUAGGAUUUAGGGAGAGGGCCUCAGUUGAGUCUAAGGUGAUGGAUUUACAUCAGUUAAAAGAGGAUGGGUCAGGGUUUGUUGUUCGUGAAGAGGAGGAAGAAUUUAUAGGAAAAGAUGAGACCCAUUUGAAUCCGGAAGAGGCUGAAGUCCUACGACAUUGGGAGCAGUUGGAUGAAAUAUUCCUAUCACAAGUUGUCCCACAUGGAGAGUCACAGCUGCCAGCUUCUGACGGUGAGGAACAGGAGAGCAAGCAAACCGGUAGAGAUGAAGAGCAUGAGAGGAUGAUGGAGGAGGAGUGGGAGGACGAUGACAGUCUAGAAGAUUUACUAGAUGAUAGUGAGAUGACCUGGUAUUUCAAAUGGAGGUAGCAUUGGGUCCAUAUAUUGAUCAGUACUCUGCUCAAAGACUGUAACCCUCCAUGACAGAAGGAUCUUCUGAUGUAUUUCAAUAAAAAACAUGAAAAUGCA